CUGAGGAGUCAUCGCCAAUGGUAGACUAUUGAUAAAGAGAUGCAGCGUCUCACAAACAUGCAUCCAGUCACUCCUUGCUCUUUUUUACACUUCUUUCGAUAGCCCCUGGGGCCUCUACUUCUUCGCCCGGUGAGCCCUUCGCGUCAUGGCCAUCCACAACCUCCUCCUCUCUUCAUUACUCUCACAGCCGAUUCUCUCCUUGCUGGUUCUCCCAGUCGUCCUCCUAGCCAUCCAUCCCCUAUACCGAAUCUCUCCGUUUCACCCGCUGUCCCAUGUCCCAGGACCUCUGAUAGCUCGAUUGACCUCCCUAUGGCUGACGUGGCAUGCAUGGGUGGGGGAUGAAGCUACUGUCACCGAUAUCUUGCACAAGAAAUAUGGUCCCAUCGUCCGCACCGGCCCUAACAGCGUGGAUAUAGCCGAUGGCGCCGCAUUAGCAACCAUAUACACCGACAAGGGUGGUUUCGGAAAGACCGAUUUCUACGCCAACUUCGACAUCGACGGGCACAAAUCGAUCUUCUCGGAAACGGACCCCGCCAGACGGGCACCUCGCGCGAAAGCCGUUGUCGCAUUGUUCUCGACUACGAACCUGAGGCAGGGGCAAGAUAUAAUAUACCAAUGCGUGGACCGAUUCGUUGACAGACUCAAGGAAGGCAAGAAAGCGGACAAUUUGGGCAAGCCGGUCAAUGUGCUGAAUUUUACACGAGGCUUGGCCGUCGAUGCAGUGUCAUCCUACCUGCUGGGCAACAGUUAUGGGGCACUCGAUGAAUUUGGAGCCCGCGAGGAGAAGAGAGCGGUUCGAAAGGAAGUCAAGGGAACCCCAGAUCCCAGGAACCACGAACAGCAUAUGAGUGCCAGCGGAAUGGUCGACUGCUUUGUGGCUGUGGGUCGAUUCUGGUAUCUCCCGACGUGGGCCUUUAAGUGGGUUGAAUCGUUCGACGCAUGGUGGAACGCUGAGGAGGAAGUGUCCAAGAGUCUUUCCCUUGUCGACGAAUACGUCAACGGCGUGGUGGCCGAGGCCGAAGCCGCAAUUGCUGCAGCAGACAAGUCGAACGAGAAGACAUCAUCUCACCCGCUAAACUCCUACCCGGCCCGGCUUCUUCAAGCAGGCUUCACCGCCUCCGAGACACGGGCACAGUGCAAAGACCUGAUCUUCGCCGGCACCGACAGCACCGGCAUGAACAUGGGCAACAUCCUGUUCCAUUUGGCUCGACGACCGGAGUGCUACAAGAAACUCCGACAGGAGAUCUUGUCGGCAGACCCCAGCUUCGACGACUUGCAAUCUCUGCCGUACCUGCGCGGCGUGGUCAAAGAAGCCCUUCGUCUCUCCAUGGCCAACCCCUCCCGGCUUCCUCGAGUCGUGCCGGCUUCGGGCUGGACUUUCAACGAUACAUACUUCCCUCCUGGCACGACUGUAAGCUGCCAGCCGUAUAGCCUUCAUUUCAAUCCCGACGUCUUCCCUGAUCCUCACGAGUUCAAGCCCGAACGGUGGGCCGAGCCGACGGGAGAAAUGCUGCGUGACGCCAUCCCAUUCGGUCUGGGUAGUCGCCAAUGUAUAGCCAGGAACCUAGCCACGGUGGAGCUUUUCUGUGCUACGGAGAGAUUGACCAGAGCGGACGCCCUGAACGGUGCAAGGGCAUUAAAGGAUAAGAUUGAGAUUCUGGAGUGGUUCAAUAGUAAAGUCGUUGGAGAACGGAUAGACCUGGUUUGGGAUUAGAACGAGACUCUGAGGGGUUCUAUGAUGGGUGUUGGGUAUACGCUCAUUGCUCAGGUCAGCAAUUUGGAUACACCGGGCAAGACAAGCCCUAUGAAAUCUAGGACGGCUCCUAUCAGAAUUCAAGUUGCGUCUGCUAUGAAAUCUAGGACGACGCCUGGCAGAACUCAAAGUCGCGUCUAUCAUAAAGUCGAGGACGACACCUAGGAGAAUCGAUAGUUACGUCUAUUAUAAAAUCUAAG
This is a messenger RNA of Exophiala xenobiotica, 1953 nucleotides long. RefSeq lists its product as uncharacterized. Gene Ontology annotation, molecular function: monooxygenase activity; heme binding; oxidoreductase activity, acting on paired donors, with incorporation or reduction of molecular oxygen. The record is from RefSeq and is a predicted model, not a curated record. The coding region runs from base 146 to 1714 and encodes 522 amino acids. Lineage: Eukaryota; Fungi; Ascomycota; Eurotiomycetes; Chaetothyriales; Herpotrichiellaceae. The transcript has a single exon.